Molecule: messenger RNA, 2945 nt
Organism: Galleria mellonella (greater wax moth)
Lineage: Eukaryota; Metazoa; Arthropoda; Insecta; Lepidoptera; Pyralidae
Exons: 4
Coding region: 43-2646 (867 amino acids)
Source: RefSeq, a predicted model, not a curated record
UGGGAGAUAGCGGUCAGGUUACUACUAGAGGCCGAAAGGAAAAUGAAGUUCACUGUAGCUCUUCUGGUUAUAGCGGCCUUCGUGGCUGUCCAGGCGGCUCCAAGAGCAAACCCCAACGUCAUCAUCUCUCAGUCAUCUAGCAGUAGUUCUGAAAACUCGAGCAGCAGCAGUAGCAGCAGUAGUAGCAGCUCCGAAAUCGAAAAUAAUGGCCUGUCCAGCAUCUCCUCCAGUAGCCAAUCAUCUCAGAGCAGUUCCGGAUCCAGCUCCUCCCAAAGUAGCUCAUCCGAGAGCCUGAUUGACGGCGGUUUGAUUUCUCAAAGUAGCCAAUCCGCUCAGAGUUCAAACUAUGCUGCAUCUAGCUCAUCUUCCCAACAAUCGUCUCAGAGUUUGAUCAAUGGUGGAUCAUCCAUUAUUAACCAAGCAUCUCAGAGCUCCAACAGCGCUGGAUCUAGUUUAGCUUCACAAAGUAGCCAAGCUUCUCAAAGUGCAAACAGUGCUAGCUCAUCUCAAAACUCCAGUAGUGGAAGUAGUAGUUCAAACAAUGCCAGUAGUGGAAGUAGUAGCUCAAACAACUCUAGUGGUAGCAGCAGUUUAAACAACUCUAGUGGUAGCAGCAGCUCAAACAACUCCAGCGGCAGCAGUAGUUCAAACAACUCCAGUGGAAGCAGCAGCUCCAACAACUCCAGCAGUGGAAGCAGCAGCUCAAACAACUCUAGUGGAAGCAGCUCAAACAACUCCAGUGGCAGCAGCAGCUCAAACAACUCUAGUGGAAGCAGCAGCUCAAACAACUCCAGUGGAAGCAGCAUCUCAAACAACUUAAACGGUAGUUCCAACAACUCUAGUGGAAGUAGCAGCUCAAACAACUCAAGCAGUAGUUCCAACAACUCUAGUGGUAGCAGUAGCUCAAACAACUCAAGCAGCAGCUCAAACAACUCUAGUGGUAGCAGUAGCUCAAACAACUCUAGCAGUGGAAGCAGCAACUCAAACAACUCAAGCAGUAGCUCAAAUAAUUCUAGCAGUGGAAGCAGCAACUCAAAUAACUCAAGCAGUAGCUCAAAUAACUCCAACAAUGGAAGCAGCAGCUCAAACAACUCUAGUAGCGGUAGCAGCUCAAACAACUCUAGCAGCGGCAGCAGCUCAAACAACUCUAGCAGCGGUAGCAGCUUAAACAACUCUAGCAACGGCAGCAGCUCAAACAACUCCAGUGGCAGCAGCAGCUCUAACAACUCUAGUGGCAGUAGCAGCUCAAACAACUCCAGUGGCAACAGCAGCUCAAAUAACUCUAGUAGCAGCAGUUCAAACAACUCUAGUGGCAGCAGCUCAAACAACUCUAGUGGUAGCAGCAGCUCAAAUAACUCUAGUGGAAGUAGCAGCUCAAACAAUUCUAGCAGCGGUAGCAGCUCUAACAACUCCAGCAGUGGUAGCAGCUCAAACAACUCUAGUGGCAGCAGUAGCUCAAAUAAUGCCAGUAGUGGAAGUAGCAGCUCAAACAACUCAAGCAAUAGUUCCAGCAACUCUAGUGGUAGCAGCAGCUCAAACAACUCCAGCAGUAGUUCCAACAACUCUAGUGGUAGCAGCAGCUCAAACAACUCCAGCAGUGGAAGCAGCGGCUCAAACAACUCUAGUGGAAGCAGCUCAAACAACUCCAGUGGCAGCAGCAGCGCUAAUAACUCCAGCAGCGGUAGCAGUAGCUCAAACAACUCUAGUGGUAACAGCAGCUCAAACAACUCCAGCAGUGGAAGCAGCAGCUCAAACAACUCUAGUGGAAGCAGCUCAAACAACUCCAGUGGCAGCAGCAGCGCUAAUAACUCCAGCAGCGGUAGCAGUAGCUCAAACAACUCUAGUGGAAGCAGCAGCUCAAACAACUCCAGUGGAAGCAGCAGCUCAAACAACUCUAGUGGAAGCAGCAGCUCAAACAACUCUAGCGGAAGCAGCAGCUCAAACAACUCUAGUGGAAGCAGCAGCUCAAACAACUCUAGCGGAAGCGGCAGCUCAAACAACUCUAGUGGAAGCAGCAGCUCAAACAACUCUAGUGGAAGCAGCAGCUCAAACAACUCUAGCGGAAGCAGCAGCUUAAACAACUCUAGUGGAAGCAGCAGCUCAAACAACUCUAGUGGCAGCAGCUCUAACAACUCUAGUGGAAGCAGCAGCUCAAACAACUCUAGCAGCGGUAGCACUGCUGGCAAUAGUUCUGGCAGUAGCAGCAGCAACUCCAGUGGUUCCAGCGGCAUCAGCAGUCUUUCCCGUAACUCCUCGUCAAGCAGCAGUAGCCAAGCAGCCGGCAGCAGCAGCAGCAGGAGGGUCAGCGCCGACGGCAGCAGCUCCAGCUCAAGCGCAUCCAACUCUGCCGCAUCCCAAAACAGUGCAAGUAGCAGUGAGACCAUCAACGCUGACGGUAGCGAAAACGAAUCCAGCAGUUCUAGCAGCAGUGCCGCCCAGAACAGCGCCAGCAGUAGCCAGGUCAUAAACGCUGAUGGCAGUCAGAGCAGCUCGAGCUCCAGCAGCAAUGCGUCGAACCAAGCCAGCGCAACUUCCUCAUCGUCAGUCAGCGCUGAUGGAUCUGAAACCGAAAGCAGCAGCAGCUCUUCAAGCUCCUCAAGCUCUUCUAGUGAAUCGUCAUCAUCCUCAAGCUGGUCCAGUGCAUAGAUCACUCGCUUGUGUCGUACCUUACACUAAUUGACUUUGUUACAUUGAUUGUCGAAGUCGAUUAGCAAUUAACUUGGCAUUCUUAAAAGGCUAUGUUUUAGAAUAUAUACUGUAGUUAUUUGACCGAAGAAUACGAGUAUUGAAAAUAAUAAUAAGAAAUGUUGUUAAAUGAUCAAAAUAUUUUUGAUAGAGUAAAAGUAGAAUUAAAUUUAUAGAGCGUACUCUUCUAGCCAUCAAGCAAUUAGUUGUAAAUGAUAAAAAAUAGCACUCGAAAAUAAAGAAUUUAUGGGCAUCAGUAA